Aspergillus caelatus is the source of this 1097-nucleotide messenger RNA. RefSeq names its product Zn(II)2Cys6 transcription factor domain-containing protein. The coding region runs from base 126 to 986 and encodes 286 amino acids. Gene Ontology annotation, molecular function: DNA-binding transcription factor activity, RNA polymerase II-specific; sequence-specific DNA binding; zinc ion binding. Lineage: Eukaryota; Fungi; Ascomycota; Eurotiomycetes; Eurotiales; Aspergillaceae. The transcript has 4 exons. Gene Ontology annotation, biological process: positive regulation of transcription by RNA polymerase II. The record is from RefSeq and is a predicted model, not a curated record.
CCGCACGUGAUUUCCAGAGCCAAAAACCCAUGCCAUUCUGAACACAAAUAUAAUGAUCAACUCACCAUUGUGCACUCGGCUACUGCACCUCAAACAUUUAAAAUUACCUGAAGAAGCCCUGUGAGAUGACUCCCCCAACCAAAGCUGGAAAAGCGUCUCGCAUUACAAUCGCUUGCAACGCCUGUCGUUUCCGGAAGCAAAAGUGUAGCGGCAAAAAGCCAGUGUGUACGCAAUGCCUCCAGCACAAUCGAGUAUGCGAUUGGCCCGAGCAGCUUAAACGUGGCCCCGCGAAGGGAUACAUAGAGUCCCUAGAGCACCGUCUACAUGAAACAGAAACCGUGUUGCUGAAAGUACUCUCUCGGAUCUCGGACGCUCAAUUGUCCUCCAGUAUAAACCAGGAUAGGCAGCAUAAAACCAGGAGGAGUACUGGAGAUUUGUUAUACUCCCCAUACCCUCGACUGGGGAAAAGAGGGGCAGAGUACUGGAAAAGAUUCCCUCUGGACACUGCCCACAAUGUUCGGGAAUGGCAGUAUGAUUGUCUAAGUCACCCGAGGUCUGCUCUAGUCAACCAAGACCUGCGCCCAUCGACCUCCGGCUCUUCUGACAACAACACUACUCUUCUGUCAUCGGGGACUGGGCUUACUGGGGAAACAAUUCCUGGGCCUAAUGAACAACGUGAGCCGUCCGAAUACCAAUCUUCGGACAUAUCUCGCACUGAUGUGCCUGCCGAUCAACGUGAUGAAAACAAUGAAGCAUUAUCUCCGGAUUCUGCUAGUCCGUCAACGUGUAACGUCGCUAGGGUAUCAGGAGCACCGCGCUUAGAGAAACCCAUUCGAUCAAUCCAGAAGGAUACUGGGCCUCGGGCGAUGAGUUAUGUGGCCCAGUCCCAACUAGAGAUCGCGGAAGGGCUCAAUAACAUACCACAGGAACCAAAUAUCUGGAGCGGAGCUCCCUCGGUACACUUUCAACGACAGUUUCUUUGGUAGUCCAGAGCUUGAGUGUACAAUUCUGCAGCGACAUGGGAGUUACGGCGACGGCAUAAUGUUAUGGCUGAUAUAUUAGUGGCUAUUAAGGGUCCAAAUUCAAAUUCAAACUUC